Messenger RNA from Triticum dicoccoides, 821 nucleotides. RefSeq names its product thioredoxin H4-2. The coding region runs from base 188 to 583 and encodes 131 amino acids. NCBI's taxonomy places the organism in Eukaryota, Viridiplantae, Streptophyta, Magnoliopsida, Poales, Poaceae. The record is from RefSeq and is a predicted model, not a curated record. The transcript is spliced from 5 exons.
CAAUCAAUCCAACCCAGUUAAAGAACCUCUUAAUUGCCCGCCAGGAGAUCCGCCAGGCUUAUCUUCUCCGUCUCCUCCGACCUCACCUCGCCCCCUCGCCCCGCGGCUUCUGGGCUCCUUGGCGCCAAAAUCCCCGCUUCCGAUCCCAGGCCUUCAGGAACCAGGGGGCCUUUCACUGAAGUUCACGAUGGGGGGCUGUGUGGGCAAGGGUCGUAGCAUUGUGGAAGAAAAGCUUGAUUUCAAAGGUGGAAAUGUGCAUGUCAUAACAACCAAAGAGGACUGGGACCAGAAGAUUGAAGAAGCAAACAAGGAUGGGAAAAUUGUUGUAGCAAACUUCAGUGCUUCGUGGUGUGGGCCAUGCCGUGUCAUUGCACCUGUUUAUGCCGAGAUGUCCAAGACUUAUCCUCAACUCAUGUUCUUGACAAUUGAUGUUGAUGACCUAAUGGAUUUCAGCUCAACAUGGGACAUCCGUGCAACCCCGACGUUCUUCUUCCUCAAAAACGGCCAGCAGAUCGACAAGCUCGUCGGCGCCAACAAACCUGAGCUCGAGAAGAAAGUACAAGCUCUUGGUGAUGGCAGUUGAACCAUGCUACAGAAUUAGAACAGAGCCAGCUUGUCAUGGUUUAUAUAUCUGUACUGCCAUGCUUGUGUGUCUUAUGUGUUGCAUGAUAGUUUCCUGGUGUACAGUUUCCGUGUCCUUUCCGUCUAGACAAUGGUUUUACAAUUUUGCGACACACAUGCAUAUGCUGUGAAACUGUAAGAUGGCCCUGCUGGUAAAAUGCUAGUUUUGUGAGUAUCAUCUGCUGGGGAGAUUGUUUUGC